This is a messenger RNA of Drosophila guanche, 1761 nucleotides long. RefSeq names its product T-complex protein 1 subunit zeta-like. Gene Ontology annotation, molecular function: ATP binding; ATP hydrolysis activity; ATP-dependent protein folding chaperone. The coding region runs from base 98 to 1693 and encodes 531 amino acids. Gene Ontology annotation, cellular component: chaperonin-containing T-complex. NCBI's taxonomy places the organism in Eukaryota, Metazoa, Arthropoda, Insecta, Diptera, Drosophilidae. The record is from RefSeq and is a predicted model, not a curated record. Gene Ontology annotation, biological process: protein folding. The transcript has 2 exons.
GGUCAUACUCCGAAUUUUCGACAAGGCGUGUUGCUAAUAUUAAUUUUUCAAGUUCUGAACCAAAAUUAAAUAGAAUACCAUUAAACUCUGAAAUAUAAUGGCUUCGAUUAGUUUGCUGAAUCCGAAGGCUGAGUUUGCCCGUGCCGCUCAGGCUCUGUCCAUCAACAUAAGCGCCGCCAAGGGUCUGCAGGAUGUGAUGCGUACCAACUUAGGUCCCAAAGGAACAGUAAAAAUGUUGGUCUCUGGAGCCGGGGAUAUUAAGAUAACCAAGGAUGGCAAUGUCCUACUGCAUGAAAUGCAGAUCCAGCAUCCAACUGCUUCUAUGAUUGCCAGGGCCAGCACGGCCCAAGAUGAUUCCACUGGGGAUGGUACCACCACCACAGUGAUGCUGAUCGGAGAACUUCUCAAGCAGGCCGAUAUUUAUUUAUCUGAGGGUCUGCAUCCCCGCAUCAUGGCCGAAGGAUUUGAGAAGGCCCGCGACAAGGCGCUAGAGGUCCUAGACAAGGUAAAAGUUCCUGUUGAAAUUAACAAGAAGAAUUUAGUUGAGAUCGCAAACACCAGUCUGAAGACCAAAGUGCAUCCAGCCUUGGCCGACCUGCUCACCGAGGUGUGUGUGGACGCUGUUCUGACCAUAGCUAAUGACAAGAAGCCCGUUGAUCUGCACAUGGUUGAGCUGAUGGAAAUGCAGCACAAGACUGACACAGACACCCAGCUUGUGCGUGGUCUGGUCAUGGACCACGGCGCUCGCCAUCCGGAUAUGCCCAAGCGGCUGGAAAAUGUCUACAUUCUCACUGCCAAUGUUUCCCUGGAGUACGAGAAAGCUGAGGUCAACUCUGGAUUCUUCUACAAGACGGCCGAAGAACGCGAAGCUUUCGUCCGCGCUGAGCGUGAGUUUAUAGAUCAGCGUGUGAAAAAGGUGAUUGAACUGAAACGUUCGGUGUGCGAUGGCACAGACAAGACUUUCGCGUUGAUCAACCAGAAGGGAAUAGAUCCUAUUUCUUUAGAUGCCCUUGCUAAGGAGGGAAUUCUGGCUCUGCGUCGCGCCAAACGACGCAAUAUGGAGCGUUUGGCUCUUGCUUGCGGCGGUACCGCCAUGAACUCCUUUGAUGAUCUUCAAGAGGAGCAUUUAGGCUACGCGGGUGUCGUUUACGAGCAUGUCCUCGGUGAGAACAAGUACACAUUUGUGGAGGACUGCAAAAAUCCACUUUCGGUCACCAUUUUGAUUAAGGGACCUAACAGGCACACCAUUACCCAGAUCAAGGAUGCCAUCCGAGAUGGCCUGAGAGCUAUCAACAAUACAAUUGCAGAUAAGGUUCUCAUACCUGGUGCUGGCGCUUUCGAAGUGCGUGCCUAUAACGAGCUGGUAGCGUACAAAGACACCAUCAAGGGUAAGGCGCGUCUAUCAGUACAAGCCUUUGCCGAUGCUCUGCUGGUGAUACCCAAAUCGCUAGCUGUUAACAGUGGAUACGAUGCCCAGGACACUAUCGUGAAGCUUACCGUUGAAGAUCGCUUGCACUCAGACCUAGUUGGACUUGAUCUGGCCACCGGUGAGCCCAUGAAGCCUGUCGAUAUGGGUGUCUACGACAACUACAUCGUCAAAAAGCAGAUCCUCAACUCGUGCUCCAUAAUUGCCAGCAACCUCCUGCUCGUCGACGAGGUCAUGCGUGCGGGAAUGACCAGCCUCAAGGGCUAGUCUCAGAACCCCAUAGUCACUCAGUUAAUCAAGUAAAUGCGCAACUUAUACCCGCGACUAAAACCACA